GCGCGAGAUCAGUUUCUCGCAGUUCUCCGCUAGUCGUGACGGAAAACGGUUCGCUGCAAUUGACUGCAUUCCUGCCGCGCGUUUUCGUGUAGAAGACAGAAGCACGCUAGAAUUUUAUCAGUGCUCAUCAUCAAAAGGACAACUUUGAUCAACUUAACGUUAUCGAACAAAACUAUACUGCAGAAUAUAAAAUAAGAAGCCCCUGGAUAAACAACAUUAAAACAAUGAAACUGCCUGUUCUUUUCAUGCUUUUGUAUUGCUUUUGCAUCGAUAUCAGUCACACCAGAGAAAUAACUCAUGAAGAUAUUAAGGAUGCUAUGUUGAGUUUAGUACACAUGAUGCGAGAAAACACGGAGAAGUUAGAGAGGCACGAGGCGAGAGAACGGCAGCUGGGUGAGCAAUUAAAAAAGACAAUAACUAUCCUGACGAAACGUGUGUCGAUUGUAGAUAGUUUAAAGUUGCAGCUAACUAAAGUAGAAGAGAGGAUUUCAGGAAUAGAACAUUUGAUUACGCAGAAAGACGAGAGAGAGCGCAUACAGAUGCAAAAAACCGUAGACAAUCUAGAAGACCUGGAGAAUCACUUGGAAGGCUGGUUCACGAAUAUUGAAAAUAAAAUAGCGGAGAUAAAUAACCGUGCGAAAGUUACAUCCGUCCAUAAUAGUAGUCUUCCUGAUGUUCUUAUCAAAUUAAAUGGCAUAGAGAAUAAUUUGAUAGAAGUGACAAGAUUCAAAGAAAGUCUACAUAAUAACGUAGCAAAAAUGAAUAAAGAAUCGGUUACACUAAUGGAGAAAACCCAUACAAUCUUCUCGGAGGUACAACAUAUAACUUCCAAAAUUGAAAACCUCGAGAGAUCUCUGGAGAAUAUAAAACAGAUGACACAAAACGUUCAAGAAAGACCCUCGGAGCGACAGUUAGAUUUAUCUCCAACCUUUGACAAUCACAUUAAGACUUUAAUGCAAGUACAAGAACUAUUGGAAGACAUUUCUAACAGAUUGCGAGAAUUACCUAGGAUAAAAGAAAUACAAACGAUUCACAACGAGACGCAAGCUAUGCUACAGGAAACUAAGCACGUGUUGAAAGAUACCGUAACACGAGGUAUCGAAGAUAUCGGAGAUAGAAUAAUGGAGGGCAAAGAAGAAACAAAGGACUCGGUGACGGCAUUACGGAUGGAUCUGGCUAACAAUGCAGAACGCGUUAACCAGGAACUACAGACUCUGGAAAAAAGUCAAUCCGUAAUGGUUUCUAUGGCAGAUCAUGUGCUGGACACGAAGAAGAGGGUAGAAUACGGCGUACAUCAGAUUCUACUGGAAGUAGGCGAUUUAGUGAAGACCCAGAGCGUCAAUAUUAAUAGCACUCUUAAUCAAAGAUUCGACGGAAUCUCAAAUGAUAUUAUGAACAAUCAAAAUGGCGCCUUGGGAAAUCUUACCAGCACAAUGGAACAGGAAAUGAACAAAGUUUGGCGACAAAUCAAUGUGAUGUACCAGCAGAUGACUGAAAGCGCUCGAGCUUUAGAUAAGUUACAUCAACAGAAUGAAGUUUAUGUUAAUGGCACUACAUCUACUAUGGGUGGAAUGGAAAACAAGGUAGGCGAAAUAACAAAACGCAUGACAGAGGUGGAUGAGAACUUAAACUAUCUUCUCGGCCGUCUGUCUUUAGUAACACAGGAGUUCAAUCAAAUUAAAACAGGCUUAGGAAAUGCGCUGGAUAACAUCAAGGCUUCUUUUAAAGUGGUACAGGAGAAGACAUUAAAUCUGACUAAUCCAGGUCCUCAUCCACUCCCGGAAAACUAUAAGAACCCGAAUGAAUCCGAAACUAAAAAGCCAGACGUUGUGACCGUAAAGUAAGUCAUUUGACUCUCAGAUCAUCAGGCUUGGGUUAAUUUCAGUUAGCGGAAGACAUCAAUCUUUAGCGAAUUAAUUUCAGGGACUGCCCCUUUCAUCUCAUUAUUAUUUUAAUCGGAGUGUAAUACACUUUAAAUAAAAAAAGGGACAAAAUUUGCCAAUACCGGCAUACAACUUUACUUUUAAAUUGUAUUUUUUAAAUAAAAACUAAAAUUAAAAUUUUAACAACAUAAAAAUUAAAAAAUAUUUUCUAUCAUGAUAUAAGUUUUUAUUAUAUUAUUUUAAAUUUUACAAUAAUUAUUUUAUAAAAUAAAAAAAAUAAGCAUCUGACAAAAUAAAUCCCAAAGCUGACAUAGAUAUAGGUACUAUGAGGCUACAUUUUUCUUUUCUUUUCUUUUAACAUAAAACAUCUAUAUGUAAAAAAUAGUUAAUGUAUACAAAGAUUCUUAGAUUUUCAUUUCCGUAUAAAACAUUUCUGUUUAUUUAUAUAAAUAUCUCGCUGUUCUACAAGAGGCGACAUACAGUGUGACAUUAUAUAAAAAGUAAAUUAAAUUACUUAAUAAAUAACUUAGUAUUUUAUAAAUUACUGUUAGAUAACUUAAUAAAUAGAUCUUCUAAUACUA
This is a messenger RNA of Monomorium pharaonis (pharaoh ant), 2464 nucleotides long. Its product is annotated as centromere-associated protein E. The record is from RefSeq and is a predicted model, not a curated record. The transcript is spliced from 10 exons. Gene Ontology annotation, cellular component: plasma membrane. Bases 225 to 1844 code for a protein of 539 amino acids. NCBI's taxonomy places the organism in Eukaryota, Metazoa, Arthropoda, Insecta, Hymenoptera, Formicidae.